Molecule: messenger RNA, 2752 nt
Organism: Enhydra lutris kenyoni (northern sea otter)
Lineage: Eukaryota; Metazoa; Chordata; Mammalia; Carnivora; Mustelidae
Gene: FANCB
Product: Fanconi anemia complementation group B
Exons: 9
Coding region: 155-2752 (865 amino acids)
Biological process (GO): positive regulation of double-strand break repair via homologous recombination; negative regulation of double-strand break repair via homologous recombination; replication-born double-strand break repair via sister chromatid exchange
Cellular component (GO): Fanconi anaemia nuclear complex
Source: RefSeq, a predicted model, not a curated record
GGAGGUUUGGAGCGGAGGGAUCCCGCGCCCGCGUAGGGAGUCGGGAAAGUGGCAGCUCUGGGACGCAGGGCCUCGCGCAGUGAGGUUUAAAAGCAUCAACUGGAAUCCAUUUGAAUUCGAAAAUUGGACCAACACAAAGACUUGAUAUUGUGGAAUGUCUAGCAAACAAGCCGUGUCAUCUAAGGAACAAGAAAUGCUCUUGUGUUAUAAUGGGGAAGUCCUUAUUUUUCGGCUGUCUGAGGGACAUUUUGCAGGUAAAGGGCCUGCAAAAACACCUGUAUUACAUGUCAGGAGAAUGGUGUUUGACAGAAGAACAAGAGCAUUUGUUCAGAAGUCCACUGGAUCCUUUAUGCUAAAGGAAGAAAACUCUCAUUUAAAAAUUAUGUGUUGCAACUGUGUGUCAGAUUUCAGAACUGGAAUUAAUCUCCCUUAUAUUAUGAUACAAUGCAAUAAAAAGAAUAACAUCUUCACAUAUUUUCUUCUAUUUCUUCACAGUACCAAUAAAUUCGAAAAGCGUUUGAGCUUUAGACUAAGCCAUGAGUUGAAGGAUGGUGUAAGGGUCCUUAAUGGUCCGUUCGUUUUAUGGAGACAUGUCAAAACAUUCUACUGUAUCUCUUCCCAAACAGGCAAAGUUACUACUGUGUCUCUUAAUUUUUCCUCUGUUGAGUGGGCAGGGGAGAUUGAAAAUCUAGGUAUGGUUUUAUUAGGACCGAAGACAUGUUUUUUAUCUGAAGAAGGAUCCACUCAAAAGCUUUCAAAAUCAGAUUAUGCAAUUUGGAAUACCAAAUUUUGUGUAUACUCCCUUGAAAAUGAAGAAGUAGUAAGUGAUGCAUACAUUAUACCUCCUGCUUAUACCAGUGUAAUAACUUAUGUGCAUGUCUGUGCAACUGAGAUUGUCAACAAUCAGUUAAGAAUGUCUCUGAUUGCCCUUACUCGAAAGAAUCAGCUGAUUUUAUUUCAAAAUGGGACUCCUAAAAGCGUGUGCCAGCUUCCAUUUGGAGAUCCUUGUGCAGUUCAACUUAUGGAUUCAGGCAGAGGAGACUUUUUCAUCGUAUCCUUUAGGUCUGGUGAUGCUUGUGCCAUUUGGAAAAAGAACUUUCAGGUUGCUGCUAAGUGGGAAAAAAUUAGAUCAGUACUGAUAGAUGACUUUAUAGGAACUGGAAGUGAACAAGUACUGCUACUUUUUCAGGAGUCCUUGAAUUCAGAUUGCCUGAGUUCGUUUACAAUAACAGAUCUUGGCUACGUAAGCUAUUCAAACAAAACAUUGGAUUGCAAUGAAGACGACUCAUUUGAAGACAAAGAACGGAAUCGUUAUAUGAUGGUUCCACCUCUGGAAAGAGGAUUGAAAGUUGGUUUCACUUGUAUUCAGGAAUUGCAGCAGCAUCUCUUGCUUAAGGAAAAAAUUAUUUCAAAAUCUUACAAAACUUUAAUAAACCUGGUUCAAGGGAAAGAUGAUAGUACAUCAAGUGCAGAGAAGGCACAUCUUUUUACUCUUUGUGGUAAAGAAGAAAAUCCUGUCUGUACCUUUGAUAAAAAGAUACCAGACAAUUUUCAAGAUUCAGAACAGCUAGUAGAGAAGAUAUGGUAUCAUGUAAUAGAUGACAGCUUGGUUGUUGGAGUGAAGACCACAUCUUCUUUGAAGCUGUCCCUGAAUCAUGUGGCUUUAUCACUGUUAUUGGAUCAAGCUCAUAGCUCCAGCUGUCGGCUUAUUAAGUGUCAAAAUAGGGUGAUCAAGUUGAGGAGGGAUUUUUUCCCAGCACCAUGCUCCCUGCCAUGUGAAACAGGAUCAGAUGCAAAAAGGAUCAAGUUGACUGUUGAUAGUGAGGAGGAAGAGGGAGAGAAACAGGAAAAGGAAGAGGAAAGCUUUGUUUGUGAACAGUCAUCUGAGAAAGAGUGUGUACAGGUCAUUACUGCUGUAACAUCUCUUUCACCACUUCUAGCGUUCAGUAAUUUUUGUUGUACUGUGCUGCUACAAAUUAGGGAGAGGGAAAACGGUAACUCUUCUGAAGAUCGUUAUAUUCAGUGUGGCAGACUUUUUUUAAGCCUAGAAGACCUUUCAAGUAGGCAAUACCUGCUGAUAUUUCCAAAGAAGAAACCUAUAGAACACAUGGAAGAUCUGUUUGCACUUCUCACAGUGUUUAAAAAAGCUUGUUUUCAAAUCACGUCAUCCAACUAUUCUCUGACUUCAAUGAAGAUAUGGCUCCUGGAAUACAUGAAAUGUGAAGAAAUCAAAGAAUUUCCAGAAAUUUGCUUUUGCAAGAUGCCAGGGAGUUUCUAUGGGACACUCUUCCAGUGGAAACAAAAAACACCAUUUGAAGGGAUUUUAAUAAUCUAUUCCAGGAAUCAAACAGUUUUGUUCCAGUGCCUUCAUAAUCUCAUCAGAGCUCUCCCUAUAAACUGUUUCUUCAAAAAUCUAAAAUUUGGAAGUGUUGAUUUCCUAAUUAAUCAUUUGGCGUUAACUUUGGAGAAGGAAUUGGUUACCCAUCGUUCUCUUUCUUCUGCCUUAGUUAAGGUUGAAAACAACUUGGUGCAAAGUUGUGAAGCAAGCAAAGAAAAGAGUAGUGGUGUGGCGGCUUUAUCAGACAGAGAGGAAAACGUCCAUCCCUACAGAAAAGAACUACAGAGAGAAAAGAAGCGAACGUUGGGGACGGACCUAAAAGUGAGUGGUGCCCUUUAUAGAGAAAUGGCUUUGAAGUUAGCUGAGGUUCAGCUGAGAUCAGACCUUGCUGCACAGAAACUGGCUGGUUUAUAA